AUGCCGCCCGUCGUGCGCGCGAGGCGCGCCAGCACCGUCGUCCCGCUUCUCUCCGCCGCCGGCGGCACGGGCACGCCGAGGGAACGGCCGGGCACGCCGAGGGAACGGCGCCGCGUCGACGUCGACGUCGUCGUGCCGCUCUCCCCCUUGGACACGCGCUGGGCGGCGCUGCCACCCGUGUGCCACGUCUUCCUCUUCCCUGCUGCUGCUGCUCAUCAACAGCAAGUCCCCUUCUCGGACGUCGUCCGCGGCCUCAUGUCCUCCCUCGCAGCGGUCCUCCCAGCGUUCCACACGCUAGCCGGCGAGCUCGCCUACUCGCCGGAGCUGGGCACGGUCACCAUCGUCUGCGGUGAGGAUGCCGGCGUCGCGUUCGUCGAGGCGGAGACAGACCUCGACCUCGCCAGCCUUGUCGGCGUCGAGGACGACGAUGGCGCGGUGGAUCUGGACGUCGACGCGCUUCCGCAGCUUGUGCCGGAUAUCCGCCGGGAGGAGCUCCCGGCGCCGAUGUUCGCGGCGCAGGUGACGGAAUUCGUCGGAGGAAUCGCGUUAGGGGUGGCCUUGAACCACGUCGCCACGGACGGGAUCGGCUUCUUUCGGUUCAUGGAGAUGUGGGCCGCGUCGGCCGUGGCUGCCGGUGCCACCAGCUCUUGUUGGACUUGGACGGAGCCGCUACAUGACCGGAGGUUCGUACGCUUCGACGGCGACCAGGAGUUGGCCCGCAGGUUGUUGCGGCAGGCGGCGCCGGACUUGCCCAGGAUUGUGCCGAAGCAACAAGGUCCGACGCCGCAACGCCCGCUCCUACUCAGCCGGCGAACAUUCACGUUCUCCGCACACGCGCUGCGGCGUCUGAAGCAGCGGCUCACCGCCGCCGGACCCGGAGUCGUCGUCGGAGCGGCGCCAUCCACCUUCGCCACGCUGGCAGCGCACGGCUGGGUCAGCUUCGCGCUCGCCAACGGCUUCACCGACGCGGCCCCAGUGUUCGCCGUCUUCCUCGCCGACUGCCGCACCCACAUGUCGCCACGGGUGCCGGACGCCUACGCCGGCAACUGCGUCGUCUCGUGCGUGGUGGCGCUGAGUGGGGCGGAGCUCACGGGGGCAGACGGGCCGGCGCUUGCGUUCCUGGCCAUCAGGGACGCUGUGGCGGAGGUGAAGCGGGAUCCGCUUGCCGGCAGCGGCAGCUGGAUCACCAGGUUCAGAGCCGCGCCGCCCGGCCGCAAGGUCGUCCUAGCGGGGUCGCCGUGGUUCCCGGCGUACGCGGUGGAUUUCGGGUUCGGGAGGCCGGUCAGGGUGGAGAGGGCGUCCUUGGAGCAGGACGGCGCCAUGGCUAUCUUCGCUGGGAGGGAGGCUGGCUCGGUGCAGGCGUCCGUGGCCGUCGCAGCGGGAAAGAUGCCUGCGUUCCACAGGAUGUUCGAAGUCAAGUGUGGCAGUAAUAACUCGAGACUUUGA
Messenger RNA from Miscanthus lutarioriparius, 1446 nucleotides. The record is from the annotation of a GenBank genome assembly. NCBI's taxonomy places the organism in Eukaryota, Viridiplantae, Streptophyta, Magnoliopsida, Poales, Poaceae.